GGUGUUCGGUGUCCAAAAUUCAAAAGUCGAGUCGAGUCGAUUCAAUUCGAAUCGACUCCAAAUUCUCAUUCACGCUGAAUCAAUCGAAUCGAAUUGAAUUGAAUCGAAUCGAAUGAUCCGACGAUCCAACCAAUCAAUCCGCCUUCGCGUGGGAGUGAGAAUGACAGUGCGAGUGACAAUUGUGGCAGUUUCGCGCACCUUUUUGUCUCUUGCCGUUGCAGUGCCACAAAUUGAGGUGCAGCACUGUUCAUCUUUGUUUUGCGUGGGCCGAAAAGAGGUUGAAACAUCCUUCCUGCAAGCAUGUCCAUGGAGCUCACGUCGUCUCAUCACGUCGAAGUCGAGAGAGCCCGAUUCUAUCGAAAUCUCAUGGAGCGAAGAAGACGUAUCGGUACCGGCAGUAUCGCUUCGGCCGCCAACAAAAGACAAAGAAGGAGACUGCCCACUGUGGCCUGGGGAGGUCUGCUGUUGAUAGCUUCUCUCUGUACGACCAUCCCCCUUAUUCACAGAGCGAAUCGAUCUUUGCACGUGGGAAAGAAUCCAUAUCAUGAAUCCACCGCGUCCGCAAAGUGGGCUUUCGGUGGGAACAUUGGGCCACGGAACGUUCCACAGGAGCUGGAAAUAGUCUCAACCAAGGUUCCACCAUCAACCGUGCCCUACGAUGACGACACAAUUCCCAAAGGCGUGCUCUCAAGCGAACAAGGCUAUUUCUUUCGCGCCAUCCAAAGAUCCAUAGAUCACUCUGAUCUGAGCGAACGAUGUCGACGGUAUGGCUUUUCCAUGAGCCAACCUGGAAGGCCGCAGUCAUCGGCGGACCCUGUCCCUGCGCAACGAAGAAUAUUUUUCGGUAGUCUGAUUGCAGAAGAACCGUGGGAACUGCUAGAAAUUGUUGCUGCCGAGACGUAUGGGAUAUUUGAAGCAAUGAUCUUUGUGGAAGGAAAUCGAACUCAAAGUGCAACACCGAGACCCUUCAAACGGACAGAGAAACACAUUCAAAAGUUUCAGAACUUGUUUGGUGUGCAAAACAUACAGAUACGACGAUACGUCAACGAAGAUAUUACGCUGGAGAAAAUGGCACGAGAACAUCGACAAAGACAAGAAAUUCUGAAGGGAUGGAGAGAUUUUGGCAUGGGUCCAGAGGACAUUGGGUACAUUGCCGACGCCGACGAGACGUUUACUCGUGACUUUCUGAGAGCGGUGCAAACUUGCCCCUAUGUGGAGGCUUUGGACUAUGGCACACAUCACUGCUUCAACCCCAAAGUCAAGAUUGCUGGCUACACGCGGAUGUUUGAGUCCUCACCGGAAUGUAUUGCCAAGCGAACAUGGUAUCACCCUGACAUGAUAAUGGGAGCUUGCGUCGAGUUGAUUGGCAAUGAAACCUUGAACCCGCCUGCACCUCGAGUCAAAGACUACUUGCGAGCUCCAGGAUACGCCCACAACUGUGAAACUCGAAAUGAUAGGAUGUACAAGAAUUCUUUUGGGAAGAUUGGUGGCAACCACUAUCCUCUGUGGAGUGCUGCUGACUUUAGACGACAGUGUGGAGGCCACAACUACGAGCUGAAUGCCACCAAUCACACCAAAUACACUGCGUAUCACUUUCAUAACUUCUUUCCUGAUCUCAAGGCCACUCGCCGAAAAUACAGUACGUAUGGGCACUCGGUUCAUGGUGCAGAGAGGAAGCGAUUGGAGAAUAUAGGGGACGAUUUGAAAAUGAUGGUACGGUGUGUGCAAAACUGGACGGAUGCCCCAACAUCUAAAGAAAACAAUUGGCAUGUUACUGAAACACAACAGUGGCAACGAGAAGUUGGUGGUCUAGAAGCAACAUUGAAACCCUGGCCAAUCUACUUUCUGGACGUGGACUAUCGCCGGCGGAAACACCAUUCUAUCCAAGAGUCUGUAAAAUGGGAUGAACGGCGACGACAAGCCGGAAUGAGAAUGAUGGCAUCGGAGCGAAAGAUGGAACGAGUCACAGAAGAAGCAAAAGAGUUGAAACGACAGGCGUGGGCGAAAGAGGCACAGGCAGAGGCACUCAAAGCAGAGAUUGUAGCUGCUGCUAUUGCUGCAAACAUGACCAAUCAAAACAUGUCUGCGCCGGUAGCUAUCUAGACAAUGGCAACCGAGAGCUACCGGUAGCUAGCUGGAGGUCUCCAAAUAGAUUUAAUCGUUAUCGUGCUCUGCUAUUAUGGUGACACCGGCAUCUAUAGCUACUUGUAUGGUACGGUUCUAGCUAGAGUAGCAAUCUGGAGGGC
Seminavis robusta is the source of this 2246-nucleotide messenger RNA. Lineage: Eukaryota; Bacillariophyta; Bacillariophyceae; Naviculales; Naviculaceae. The record is from the annotation of a GenBank genome assembly.